UAGCCGGCUGAUGUCCAUGUAGGGGCGGGAACAGCAGAACCAGACAGCGGCUUCUCUUAAAACACAGUGACCUCAACCAGGCGGCUGUCAUACCAGCUACCUACCUGCCUAACCACCAGCCUGAGCUUCAGUUUCCGACAGGCAGCACACGUGGACACCCCCAUCCUCACCAUCAUCACUAUUACCAUCAUCCACACUCUCACACCAACACGUGGAUUAUUGUACAGCAUCACUGAGGCUCCCACGCGGAUGUGAUGUGGCUAAACGGAAGAUAAAGCCUAACUGAGUGUUUGUCCUCCAGUAGUAUCUGUAAUUAUUUUCAGUCACAUUGUUUUACUUUGUGUGAGAGCCAUGGAGAAGUCAGUGGACACCGCCUCCACCAACUCCAUGCAUCUGAAACAAGAGAUUUCUUUGUUGCAUGGCGUCUGCCUCAUCGUGGGGAAUAUGAUUGGCUCAGGUAUCUUUGUAUCACCAAAGGGAGUGCUGCUGUAUACGGGCUCAUUCGGUUUGUCGCUGGUGAUUUGGGCUAUUGGUGGCGUGUUCUCUGUUUUUGGUGCCCUCUGUUACGCUGAACUUGGCACCACCAUCCGCAAGUCAGGCGCCAGCUAUUCCUAUAUUCUAGAGUCGUUUGGAGGCUUCCUAGCUUUCAUUCGUUUGUGGACUUCGCUCAUUAUCGUUGAGCCAGCUUGCCAGGCAGUCAUCGCUCUUACCUUCUCCAACUACCUGGUCCAGCCCUUCUACCCCACCUGCAUUGCUCCAUAUAUUGCAGUACGCAUCAUUGCAGCUCUUAUCAUUGGUCUCUUGACUUUUGUGAACUGUAUGAAGGUGAAAUGGGGGGCCAUCCUGCAGGUCAUUUCCACCGUGGCUAAAGUCCUGGCUCUGAUCGUCAUCAUCAUUGCUGGGUUAAUCGUACUGGCUAAAGGAGAGACUCAACCCUUUGAGAACUCUUUUCAAAAUUCUAAGCUGAAUCCUGGAGACAUGGCUUUAGCCUUGUACGCUGCUCUCUACUCGUACUCUGGAUGGGACACACUCAACUUUAUCACUGAGGAGAUCAAAAACCCAGAGAGGAACCUGCCGCUGUCCAUAGCCAUCUCCAUGCCCAUCGUCACUGUGAUCUACCUCCUGACCAACAUUGCAUAUUACGCAGUCAUGGAUAUAGACACUGUGCUGCACAGUGAAGCUGUGGCAGUGACGUUUGCUGAUAGUGUCCUUGGCUAUGCUCGCUGGCUAAUCCCUCUGUCUGUGGCGAUCUCCUGCUAUGGUGGUCUGAACUCCUCAAUCAUCGCUGCCUCCAGGUUGUUCUUUGUCGGAUCAAGGGAGGGUCAUCUGCCAAACGUUCUGUCCAUGAUCCAUGUUAAACGCUACACACCAAUCCCAGCCUUGUUGUUUAAUGGUGGCAUGUCCUUACUGUUCCUUUUUGAGAAGGAUGUUUUCCGGCUCAUUAAUUAUUUCAGCUUCAAUUACUGGCUGUUUAUUGGCCUUUCCAUUGGCAGUCAGAUUUACCUGCGCGUGAAAGCUCCUGAGAUGCCACGUCCUGUAAAGCUGAGUCUGUUCUUCCCCAUAGUCUACUGUUUGUGCACCUUGUUUUUAGUAGUGGUGCCGCUGUACAGCGACACUCUGAACUCUCUGGUGGGAAUCGUGGUGGCUCUCUCUGGAGCUCCGGUCUACUUUAUCUGUGUGUACCUGCCUCAAAGCUCCAGACCCGCCUUCUUGGGGGAAAUGCUUGAUAAGAUCUCAUUGUACACCCAGAAGCUUUGUUUCUGCUGUGUAGCAGACCCAGGCCUUGACCUUGACAACCCACCUGAAGGGGACAAAACUGAAUGAACGUGAAACUGGCCUUACCAAUGAACCUUUUCCUCGUUCCUCCUCCACUCCAGCUAAUUCAAGGAACCAGAGGAUUGUUUUUUAGGAUUUUAUCUUUUUUAUAUAUAUAUUAUUUGUCUACUUUUUUCUAAUGUUUUUUUAAUUGAACACAAACCAGCGGACCUUAGGUUAAGCGUUCAGUCUCACUCUCAGUCUGGAAAAUGGAGCUAGAAAUAUUGAGGUGAGGUGAGUACUGAGGCUAUGCUACAGCAUGAGGCUGAGCACACGCUCCUCACUGUAGACAUCAAGAGAUAAUCAUCAUAUCGUGAGUGGCUGCCUCUGAGGCUUAAAUGGAAUUUCGGAAAUGCUGUGGGCUUAAGUGAGCCUUUGAGUUACUGUUUACCUUUCCUGAGAGAACAUUGUAAUAGGAAAAUGAAGGAUUAUGCUUUACUGGUGGCCAGAUCUUUGUCGAGCAUGUAGGCAAUAUUCCCAGUAAGUGGUUACUUUGUUAUAAGUUCCAUAAUGAUCUGUUUUUGUAAAGGAGAUGGAGAUGAGCAUUUCAGUUGUUAAAAAAAAGCUUUUACAUUCAUUUACAGUAUUCCAAUCUAUAAGUUUCUUUACUCACAUCUCUUUUACUAAACUGGUUCUUUGUGGAAUCAAAAAUGGUUCUUCUGAAGCACAGGUCUUAAAAUCUGGACCUUGAAUCUAGUUUACAGUCCUGGAUUUUAUUGCCAUUGAACGUUAAGGGAACAGCUAAUGUAAUUGAACAGACUAGCCAUGUUGUGUCACACCUACUUAUAAUUUUAUAAAUAUAUUAAAUAUAUAUUAUAAAUUAUAAUAUUAAUUCCUUAUAAUGCUAUGCUAUAAUGCUAUAAUGCAUAAAAUAUGGUGUGUAUAUAGUGCUUUCACAUAAAUACUUCUUUAUAUAUAAAGACAAAUCUACUAUCAAUUUAUUUUGCCCUUAAAUUAUUGAUAUUGUAAACAUGCUACAGCAGUUGUAUAUUACAUAUUAUUCAAAAAUAUAUUGUACGUUAUAGAAAGCCAUUUAUGUAUCAACAGUGAAUCAACUUUGCAGUCUUUAAUUUAAUUCUAAUUAAAAGUUAAGAAAAUAAUGAAUGUAGUUAAAUUGAUUGUGAUCAUUGACCGGUGUGACACAACAUGGCCAAAGCAUAGCCUGGAAACUGGGUUCAAGAUCAGGGACUGAAGACCUAUAUUCUAUGACCUCCCUCAUAGAACCCUUUAUAGCACCUUUAUUAUUAAGAGUGUAUGGACUAUGAUGAACUGGCCAUUUCUGAAAUAUCUGCUUGCAGUGCACUUAUUGUUUUAGGUUAUAUUUUGAUAUUGCAUUUAUAAAAUUGGCAUAUGAGAUUUUCUGCAUACAUCCUAGACUGAAGACCACACCCCACUCUGUUAUACAGAGGUGUAAAGUUUUAAAUGACAUCAAAUACAAAGUAAUGGAUUUACUAGUUCUGGCGCAGGUGAUGUUUCUGUAAUUUUCUUUUUAGAUUAAGCAAGACUUCUUUGCUUCAGUUUUAUAUCUUAAGGUUUAAUGCAAUUUUUGAAUUCAGACUUUUUCUCUUAAAAUUCACAUGUUAAAAAUUCUUAUUAUUAUAUUAUAUAGAUGUUUAAUUAUAUGCAGCUUUUUGCUGGUGUGGGUCAGAUCAAUACAACUUUGUGUAUAAAGGAGUUUGUCCUUAAACUACUGCUAUUGAAAAUACAGUUGUGUAUUAUAUAUUAUGCAAAAAUAUAUUGUACCUCAUAUAAAAAUAGGCCAUAUUAGUCAUCAAACGUGUUGCUACCAAUGAAAGGUGACGCAUAAGAUGCUUUUAUUUUUAUUUUAUUUUAUUUUUUUAAUAAAGAAAAGACCAAAAUCUGUAUCAGCAAUACACUUGUUACAUAUUUUACAUUUGUGGAUUCACCAUACUCUCAUAAGCAAACCAUUGUUUUUACGCUGCUUAUUUUCAGAUCUGGUUGCAUCCAUCCUUGGUUCUGUUUGUACAGUCAGCACUUGAAUCACUUGCACAUUUCUUUGCUUAAUUUCCGUCCUGUUCUGCACUUAUGACUAGGGGUGUAAUGGUACACAGAAGUCACAGUUCGGUUCAGAUUGAUGUUUGGACCUCACAGUUCGGUACGAGUGUGGUACUAAAAGGGGAAAAACCUGGAAAAAAAAUAAGAUUGACCCAGAUUUAUUUUUCUUUCAUUUGAACAGAUAUUUUGCAAGUUACAGUACAUUCCAUCUAGUGACAUUACAGCACAUUUGUUUCAGGGCACUUACAGAUGCAGAGUCUGCAUCCUCGUCCAGUCCACCAUGAUUUCAUGGGCUGUAAUAAGAUGUUAAAAACAUAUUUCUUGUUCAAGUCAUGAGGUGAGAGAUAAAGAAUGUAGAGAAAUAUAGAGAAAUAAAACUUGUGUAUGGAUAUUUUUCUCUACAUCCAGCUACAAAUGUGAAAGAGAUGAGAGCGGGUUAGAGUACAAGGAAAAGAAAGGGACUGACAAGACUGCAGUUGUUAUUAUAAAAAUAAUCCUAAACCACUAUAUUUCCCACAAUACCAUGCAAAUCCAACUAGUAAAUAUAGAGUUAGUGGUUACUGAAAGGCUGUGGAGAGUCCUUAAGCAAGACAUUAAAUAGUAUAGUCGAAAAAAACACUUAAAAUAUCAAAUGAAAUAUAUAAAUGUUAGUCAGCUCAACAUUGGAGUGUAUUAAAAAAACAACUAAAAGAUUGUGGUAUGCGAUAUAUCAUGAAAUAGUGUAUAAAAUCAUAAUUCUUGGGUUUCCCCCGUGUAAAUAUCACUUAAUGGGUCAUUUUAAAGCUGUUUACAGUUGGUAUGAAUAGUAAUUUUCUGUUUCUGUCACCUCUUCAGCACAGUAAACAGUUUUCAUGGUGGUAUGUGCACUGCGGUAUAUUUAUCCUAACUGCAUGUACUGUGUAUCUUGUGUGUUACUGUGUGAACCGGACCGUGACCCGUGUACCGUCAGGGUUUGGUUUGAAUACAUGUACCAUUACACCCCUACUUAUGACUGAAUGACCAAAGCUUCAGGCUAGUGGUGGUUAUGGAGCUCUUCUCUCCUGCACAGUUAAUCUGAAACAUACCAUUUUCAGAUACUUGAGGGAAUCUAGUGGAGCAUCUGAAAGUGAUAGCCAGCUGUUUCUCUGCUGGUCUUUCGUACGGUGUUCUUUUUUUUUUUUCAGCAAACCAAAAAAACUCAAUGUUUUAAAAGCCAUAUUUUAUUUUAUUUUAUUUCUUUAUAAUAUUUGUUCCAACUUUAUUUUUGUCUAGUUAGUCUGGCCAUGUUUAAUUGUAGGAAUAAUAGUGAAUGUGUUUUAGGAAUAUGUUGUGGGAUCAACUAGAAAACAACAAUUGAAUGGAUCUGGGUUGACUUGAGAACCUUAUCAGAAUGUAAUUUGUUUCCACUGUCAGAACGUGAGGAUGUUCAGAUGUUCAGUUUAGGAAAAAGUCUCUUUAUAAUGUUUAUUGUAGGAUUUUUUUUUACUGUUUUAGUGAAAUAUUAAAGGAAUGAAUUUGGGAUGCACCAAAUAUUCAGCAAUCGAAAAUUCUAUGUUAAAAAAUGGCUAUAUAAAGUGACUGUAAAAUAAUUUAUAGACUAAUUAAUAGUCCUUUUGCAGUAUUUACUCUUAACAACACUCCAACCACACCCCCCUCCCCCAGUCACUUUGUGUUUAGCUGCUUUGUUAAAUGCCAGUAGGCAGCGGAUAAACGGCAGGUUUAAGUUCAUUUUUACACAAAUGUAAUAAAAUGUAGUGUUCAGCCAGACUUACUUACUACCCUUCACCAGUUGGCUGUUUUCUAGCUCAAAGAUGCAAGUUGAUCAGGGAAAGGAUAGUAACAUUGAAUGCUAAACUAGCUAACUUGGCCUCAAUGACCCCUCCAGAGACAAAUAAACAACUAGCAACAAAUCUAAUCUACAAGCUACUUCACACAGAAUAUAAUCACCCCAAAAUGCCAAUGAGCGAAAGGUCUCUCUCCUCAUUCUCCCCUUUUGCUCUCAUGAUCACGCUUAGUUUCCUCUUUGCAUGCUCCUCUCUCUUUCUCUUCUCUCACACUCUUUCAUUCACACAAUUUCUCAAAAAAUGACACUUUCACUUUGGUGCAUCCCUAGAAAAGACUAGGUUACAGUUUAGACUAGCGAGUUCAGAGGACCAGGACCUUGUUUCAAUAGUGCGGAGGCAGACGCUAGGAUGGUCACUAUUGUCCUUCUUUCCAAUUCCCAGCAUGGACUUUUAUAAACCCCCACAUCUGCUUUCCCCACACUUUCAGUACUUCAGUCAUGUAUGCAGUUCGGCUCUCAUGUACACCAUGCACAAUUACUGUACAGUUAUCCUGUGCCUUCUCUAAAGGUGUUUUGAAUGACCAAAUAUUGUUAUUUUUAUGAUAUUCUUGGACAAUGUUAUAUUGUAUGUCUGUGUAAAGUUUACUUUGUAAAAUGUGGUUUACCAUCGUUUAGAAGUCACUCUGCUGGUUUCACGCUGUUCAUGUUGUUGUUCAGUCAUAAAUUGCUGUAUCACUCUUAUUGGGACAUGAGACUGCAGCAUGUGCAAUCAUUUAUGCAUAUUUCAUUGUCAUUCUUUCACCAUGUUCACUUUGUACAUUUUGUACAGGGUCUCACACUCAGACUUUUUUUGUGACUCACAUUUUAUUUAUUUUGUCCAAACCAAAUUAUUACUAUAAUAAAUAUUAUGCUUUGGGGGAAAA
Messenger RNA from Astyanax mexicanus (Mexican tetra), 6516 nucleotides. Its product is annotated as Y+L amino acid transporter 2-like. Lineage: Eukaryota; Metazoa; Chordata; Actinopteri; Characiformes; Acestrorhamphidae. Gene Ontology annotation, biological process: amino acid transmembrane transport. Gene Ontology annotation, cellular component: membrane. The transcript is spliced from 10 exons. Bases 352 to 1824 code for a protein of 490 amino acids. Gene Ontology annotation, molecular function: basic amino acid transmembrane transporter activity; L-amino acid transmembrane transporter activity. The record is from RefSeq and is a predicted model, not a curated record.